AUGAGACUUCUUGCAGUGUGUUGGUUGGUAUGGUCGCUGGCAGGGCUUACUGAGGCGCGACGGAAACUGUCGACCAAUUCGCUGGUGAGCUGCAUGGAGGAUUCGCAGCUGACAGCGAAGAGCUUCGAUGUGGUGUUCAACCCGGACGACCUGUCCUUGAACUUUCGGUUGGAUCUGAGCACCGAGAUAAAUGGGACCGUGCGUGCAGUGGUGGAGGUGUGGGCCUACGGAUUCAAGGUGAUCACGGAGGCGAAGGACAUGUGCGGGAUCGGCUGGAAGCAGUUUUGUCCUGUGACGCCCGGUGACAUCCAGAUCCAGGCCGUGCAGUAUGUGAGCGCGGAGUACGCAAACAAGAUUCCCGGCGUGGCGUACCAGGUGCCGGACAUUGACGCCUACCUCAAGGUGAUGGUGCACGAAACCCAGUCGAACGACCAGGUGGCGUGCAUCCAGGCGCACUUCACGAACGGCCGCACCGUGGCGCAAACAGCUGUGAAGUGGGCGACGGCGACAAUUGCGGGGCUUGGACUGCUGGCGUCCGCAACGCUGUCUGCUUUUGGGAACUCGAACGCCGCGUCGCACAUCUCUGCGACGACAAUGUCGCUUUUCCUGUACUUCCAGUCUGUCGUGGUGGUGAGCAUGGAGAAUGUGGAGCGGCUACCGCCGAUCGCGGACGCGUGGGCGCAGAACCUGGCGUGGAGCAUGGGGCUGAUCCGAGUGGAAUUCAUGCAACGCAUCUUCCGGUGGUACGUCCAGGCGAGCGGCGGCGAGCCGUCGCUGCAUUUGACGUCAACGACCACGUCUGUGCUUGCCCAACGCUCACUGGAUGCGCUAGUGGGCCGGCCCGUGAGCAAGGCGACACAGUCGCUAUUUGCCAGCACACACACGAUGAUCUUCAGAGGGAUCCGUAGACUGGCCUACCGUGCGAACAUAGAGAGCUCAUCGGUUGUGUGUACCGGGCUAACGUUCUUCCUUCUGUUCGGCUAUUUGAUUGCCGUGGCGUUUACAUUGUUCAGCGGGCUACUCGAGCUGCUUAUCCGCAUGAAGCUCAUGAACCCAGUUCGGUUCCUAGACUUCAGGAAAACGUGGGUGAUUGUGCUCAAAGGUGUUCUUUUGCGUUACAUCUUCCUCGGGUUCACUCAAUUGACGAUUCUCUGCUUUUGGGAAUUCGUGAACGUUGAUUCCCCGGCGUUGGUCGUUCUGGCAGUCUUAGCUCUACUUUUAUCUUUGUCAAUUAUGGUUUGGGCUGCCUACCGCACUAUCUACUUUGGAAGGGCUUCCAUUGGUGUGCACUCGAACCCAGCUGCCAUUCUAUACGGCAAUGAAAAUGUGCUACACAAAUACGGCUUCUUCUACACAAUGUACAGUGCGACACACUACUGGUGGUCCUGCAUGAUCCUCGCGCAUAUUUUGUUGAAAGCGGUAUUUAUUGCAUUUGCCCACAAUUCCGGUAAAACCCAGGCCGUCGCUCUAUUUGUCAUUGAAAUAAUAUACCUCGCAGCUCUGGCUAAAUGCAGGCCGUACCUCGACCGCGCGACUAACAUCCUGAACAUUAUGAUAUCCAGUGUUACUCUUGUUAAUUCGUUCCUCUUCUUAUUUUUCUCAGGGCUCUUUGGACAGCCUGCAAGCGUCAGCUCCAUUAUGGCAUGGGUAUUUUUUAUUUUGAACGCUGUCUUUUCUUUAAUCUUGCUGAUCAUGAUACUCGUGUGCAUCGCAUUGGUGGUCUUCACGCGCAACCCAGAUCUCCGCUUCAAACCAGCUAGGGACGACCGGAGGUCGUUCCAGAGAAAGUCAACAAUCAAUAUCCUGGGUAAAGCUAGCACCGCCGAACUACUUGCUCUUGGCACCACCGCAAAGGCACACAACGAAAACUGGGAAGAUGAACUGAAGAAACAACAAACGGUCACCGUUGAUGACCAGGUUGUUUCGCCAGAAGAUUCGCCCUUUGCAGAGCCAGUGCAGGAACCAAAGACCUCAGUGUCCGGCUACAUCAAGAGGAAACUAUCCCUCAAGCGUGAUAAAUCCACAAGAUCCAAUCGUUCGCAAUAUGAUAGGUUACAGGACUAG
Messenger RNA from Eremothecium gossypii ATCC 10895, 2064 nucleotides. Its product is annotated as transient receptor potential ion channel family protein. The transcript has a single exon. The record is from RefSeq and is marked provisional. Lineage: Eukaryota; Fungi; Ascomycota; Saccharomycetes; Saccharomycetales; Saccharomycetaceae. The coding region runs from base 1 to 2064 and encodes 687 amino acids. Gene Ontology annotation, biological process: fungal-type cell wall biogenesis; transmembrane transport.